Nymphaea colorata (pocket water lily) is the source of this 919-nucleotide messenger RNA. RefSeq lists its product as uncharacterized. The record is from RefSeq and is a predicted model, not a curated record. Bases 216 to 626 code for a protein of 136 amino acids. The transcript is spliced from 2 exons. Lineage: Eukaryota; Viridiplantae; Streptophyta; Magnoliopsida; Nymphaeales; Nymphaeaceae.
CCACGAGUCCCGACCCCGAGCCCUUGACACCAUCUCCUUCUCCUCCAUCUCCGCCCCCAUCUAUGCUGCUUUUCUCCUCGCCUCCACCCCCCAGCUGCCUUUCUCCUCCAUCUCUGCCCUCGUCUCCGCCCCCGAGCUGCCCUAGCCCUUCUUGUUUCUUUCCUUCUCCUCCAUCGCCCGAGCUGCCCUAGCCCUUUCUAUUUAUCUCCUUCUCGAUGGUGACCAUUGCAGCAUCGCUUGCAGCUUCUCAGUGGGCGUCCUUGAGCAGCUCCUCAACAGGGCAUCUUCCAGCAGCUCCUGGGCAACGGCUUUCAGCAAGGUUUGUGGCACCACAGCUAGCAACUGACAUAAUUGUAGUUGUCGAAGAAGUGAAGUUUCAUUUGCACAAGGUAUUAAAUUUUCUGUCUGUUUCAAUAAAUUUUAUUGCUUUUCAUAUGGGCAUCUAUGCCAAUAUUGAUGGUCCAAUAUCAAUGAACAUCAUUAUAUUUUUUAAAUUGCUAAUGAAUAUGCUUGAUUGUUGCUAUUUUUUUACUCCUUUAGUUCUGUGCCAAAAUAUAUCUAUAAGAUACUAUCAUUGUAUUAGACCUGACCAGGGUUUAAGUAGAAGAGGCCUUGUCUCUUUAUGAGUCAAAUUCAGUGAGUCAGAUGUCUUACUCAAUAUAACAGAUUUGGGUCGGGUGGACUGGUUAGGACGCUGUAAUAAACCCACCCAAUUGUGAGGUAUAUAUAUUGAAGAAGAGAUUUCAUUAAACCCUAAUUGCGGACAUAGAUACCUCUUUUAGAAGUUGGGCUUCUGAGUGCAUGUGUAGAGGAGAAUGUGUGUGAGUUCUGUUAGCAGAGCUAACACAUUGUCAGGUCUUUUUGUAGAACAAAAGUUUCCUAGUUUGAAUGUCUGCAGAAGGCCAAGUAUAGUAUACAU